Onthophagus taurus is the source of this 4595-nucleotide messenger RNA. The record is from RefSeq and is a predicted model, not a curated record. Lineage: Eukaryota; Metazoa; Arthropoda; Insecta; Coleoptera; Scarabaeidae.
UCGUCAAAUUGUAAUCAAUUAUUGUUAAAAUUAAAGAAUUCUUACUGUGAAUAUGUAUUUAGUGCUUAUCAAUACAAAAAAUUAAUUACUUUUUAUAUCUCCGUGACUUCUACGCUUUAGAUGGGAUUUCUUCUAUUCCUUUGAGCGGACUUCUACGCUUUAGAUGGGAUUUCUUCGAUUCCUUUGAGCGGACGUCACAUGGAACUUGAGCGUUUUAAACGAGAUUUCUUCGAUAAUUUUGAGGGUUUUAUCGCAAAAACAAUUUUCUAUGAAAACAAUAAUAAGAUGGAUUUAAAUUGUCCAAGUUUAAGCGAUAAUCCUUCGAAUACAAUCCCAACAUCAACAUCGUUUCAAAUUUUAAGUUCAAAUUCCGUUUUUGAAUUAAGCGAAACUUUUUUCGAUUACACCGAGAGAAACGAUGAAGAAAACGAGGAGAAAGUUACACCGGAAGAAGCGUUAGAAAUGUAUUUGGACGAUUUAAAUUAUCGCAAGGAAGAUAUGGAACAAGAAGCUUUAAACUUUUUAAAAGAAAUUUACGAAUCGGAGGAAUUCAACGAUCGAUCGAAUUUAAAAGACGUCGCGACUCAAGUUAAUCAAAAAAAUUUAAUUAACUUUCAAAAGGAAAUCGAGGAAUUAAUGAAAAGUGAAGAACCGAUCGAUUUUCCUUUAACGAAAUUAUCACAAGAAAAAUACAGAAUGGAACAUAUCGCGGAGGUUAAAAGGAAAUGUCGCGAAAAUCGUAUCAUUUUAGAGAAACAAAAAGAGAGUGUUAAACGAAUUAAAGACGGCAUUUUUGAGGCAAUGGCCGAAAUGAACCGGCAAAAAACAAGAAGAAGAAAUGCGAUUAGAGCCAGCGAACAAUUAGCACUUCAAAUGAACCCGAACGAAAAAGUGUCGCGUUUCACGGUCGUCUCAGUCAAAAAGGUGCGAAAAUCGCAAUUAUUAGGCAAACAGAGACGAUUAGACGACAUUAUAAGGAAAUUAGUGCGCGAGGAACAAAUUCGGAGGGAAGUUAAAGCCUUAAAAGAGAAAACUUACGAUUACAAAGUAAGAAAAAAAGAAAAAAUUAUUUACGGAAUGGCAAUUAAAGGUGCCAGAAUCAUUUUGAAAGAGAGACCGCGAAAAAUCGUUGAGGAUGUCGCUGAAGAUGUUCACGAAGAAGAACUCGUCGAAGAAGAUGAUGAUAAAAAGAAGAAAGGUAAAAAAGAUAAAAAAGAUAAGGGUAAAAAAGAUAAAAAAGGAAAAGAUAAAAAGAGUAAAGAUAAAAAAAGUAAAGAUAAAAAAAGUAAAGAUAAAAAAAGUAAAGAUAAAAAAAGCAAAGAUAAAAAAAGUAAGAAAGGUAAGAAGGAUAAGAAAGAAAUCGAAGAAUUCGUUAUGCCCGAAAUUCCGAUAAUCAACGAACAUUACAAAAUAAGAAAUGUUGUGCCCGAGGCGAUGUUAAACAUGAUUGCUGUCGAUCAAGACUUUCGCGACACGUUAAAACAGAUCGAAAUUGAGCGCAAAUAUCUGUAUGAGAAAAAAAGCUACGAUGUUGAUAAAAAAAUCGUUUUUUACCCGAAUCCAAUCGUAUUCAGUGAAGUAAAAAAUGGUUAUUAUUACACAAAAAGCGUUUCUGUGAUUAACAUGGACGGCUUUCCCAAGAAAAUUAAGGUUUUGAAUGCGGAAAUUUUUAAUGGAGAGAAUUACGAGCACAUUGAGGUCGAAAAAUUUGGGAUAUAUCUUUUAAUAAGCGGUUUACCGUUUUCUUUCAAAAUCAAAAUUCAUUCAAGUCAAAUAACCCAUCCGGUCAAUGGAAACAUCACUUUUCUCACCUGGUCAACGAAGACUCCGUUUAAAGAGCUCAACAUAAACGACCCCUGCGGAAAUGAAACCAAAAAUGAUUCAAAAUUCCAUCCGAUUAUAAAAGAGUCAAGUUUAAAAGUUGAAAUUUUAACCCCCUACGAUGAAAUAAUCGUCACUCCGCACGAAUUCGAUUUUGGGAGUAUUCAAUUUUGGAAAAUUAAAAACAAUUUUCUUCGGAAAACUUUAAGAAUAAUUAAUCACCAUGAGAAAUUGUGCCAAGUUUAUAUCCAUAAAGUAUUAGAUUCGUUCGAUUACGAAAAGUUUUUGAGAUAUCACGCCGAAGCCGAGCGAGAAUUAAACGAAGGAGAGGAUGAAAAUGGAGAGGAAGGUUUCGGCUCGGACAUUUUCGACGAUUCCGGUUAUUUCAGUUUUUCGGAAAAAUCGUUUUUCGUCGAUGGUCGUAGCGAAAAAGAAGUUUUUGUCGAUUUUAAACAACCCGAUUACAUCGGGGAUUAUUUCGAUAAAUUCCAAGUAAAGAUUUACCAAGAAAACGAAGAAAACUAUUUCCAUAUCGUCGAUUUUAAGACGAUUAUUUUAACGGCCGAAACAAUCCCUUACUUCAUCAACGUAGUUCCAGAAACGUUAGAUUUCGAAAUAACCUCAAUCGAUUCAACGUAUCAAACCCAAAUAAAACUUUUUAAUUCAUCGAAAUUACCCCAACGCAUCUUAAUCGCUUUUCCAACCCGUUUAAAAUCUUAUUUAAGCUGUUUAACCCCGGAAGUGAUCAUACCCGGGCAUAACUGUACGGAAAUGUCGAUUAAAUUCUAUCCGGAUGAAAAAUUAACCACCGAAAAAGAUUACCAAAAAUAUUACGAUGAAGAAACGAGAAUUUUAAAUUUCAAUAUUUCUUUGAAGUUGGUCGCGAAGAACAGCGAUGAUUUUCCGGUUAUUAAAGUGCCGGUUUUUGCGAUUGUCGUCCCGAAAAUGCCGUUGGUUUUGAAGCCGUUGUAUGAUGAUCAUAUCACGAUCGUUAACGAUGAUAUGGGUGAUAAUGUUGUUUCUGUUGAUUGCGGAUCGGUUAAUGAUCGCGAAAAUGCUUUUGUUAAGAUUGGUUUGACUAAUUAUGGAUUGGAUAUGCAGCACUUUGGAUUUUUGAAAUGCCCAAAGUACGUAAAUAUUUCCCCAAAUUACGGAUUUGGCGUUAUAGAACCACUCCAAUCAAAAAUUUUAAAGGUUUAUAUCUGCUUGGAAAAAGAAGAUUUGGCAAACGUUUCCACAACCUCGAAAGUUUUGUUUUUCAAGUUAACCAUAACAACGAUUAAGCAAUUGGGUUCUGUUGAAAAGAAAUUUGAUUUAAAAGCUUAUAAAAAAACGCUCAAUUUAAUGGAAUCCGUUUUGAAUCAAUCCAAAAAAGAGGAUGUCUUAGAAACGGAAAUGAAUAAUUCUUUGAUUCGGUUAAAAAACGAUGAAGAAUUUAUGAUGUACCUCGAAAACAUAAAAUAUUUACAACACGCCGAAGACGAAGAAUAUCGAGUGGAAGAAGAAAAUACUAUUACUUUCGAAAUUACUCAAUCAGCCGAAUCGAACGAGAUUUCGAGGCACUUAACAAGCUUAAUUUCUAUCGAUAAAAGUUUAAAACGUGACUCAAUUUACUUCGUUUGCGAAUUAACGGAGAAUUGGUCCAAAUUAAGCCACGAAUGGUUAAUUUUACCCAACACACCUUGCGGAUCUUAUUCAAUGUUCAACAUUGGGCUGACUUCCACCCCGCCGAAACCAACGAAAAAGGGAGAAAAAUUAAUCGUGGGGCAAUUCGAGAUUUUCUGCGAUAAUAAUUUGAUCCAAGUCGAACCGAGAUGUGGGGAAAUUAAACCGAACGAGACCAAACAAAUCAAUUUGAUCGCAAAACCCGAGAUACCACAAAACAUAAUCGAAGACAAAGCCAAGGAAAUUCGUAAAGAUGAAAUAAUGAAAUCAAAAAUUGAUGAGAUUAUUGAAAAGAGAAAGCGGGAAAAGGCAGCCAAAGAGGCUGCGGCGAAAGCUAAAGCGGAAAAGGAGUCUAAAAAGGGAUCCAAGAAAGGAUCAAAAAAGGAUUCUAAAAAGUCUGCGAAGAAAGGAAAAAAAGGUAAAGCUGAAGAAACCGAUGUUAAAGAAAAAAAGCCACCUCCAGAAGAAAUUGAAGAACCCUUACCGGAAAUAACCGUCGAUGAAAGCGAAAUAAUUUUAACCCCGUUCGAUUUUUACCCAACCGAAAUGAUUUUAUGGAGAGAUUUCUCACCCUACGUCAUCCACACAACCUUUACAAUCAAAGUGACUUAUUCAGAGUCUCAAAAAUCGGACGAAAUCUUCCUAAAAGCUUCGUGUCAAGUGAUUAUGCCCGAUUUUAACCACAACCUAAACACGCAACACAUCGAUUUCGGCCCAACGGUUAUCGGCGAUUCAAGAAGAAUCAUUUUGGAGUUGAGAAACAUUCAACACACCCCGAUUAAACCAACCCUCGAGAAACUCCAAACAUCCCAAAUUUUUUUUACACCAAACGUCGUUCAACUUCCCCUCCCCCCCGAGCAUAUUUUAACCGUCCCUGUUUCGUUUAAACCGAAAGAAUCGACGAAUGUGAGUAUUUCGAUUAAUUUAAUAAUAAGUAUAAUCGGGGCCUUUGAAUGAAGGUCGCCCCACGACGCUUUUAAAAACGAAAGUAGGCUGUUUAUGGCGCAUUUUACACCGGGGGUGUUUCACGUAAUAUCUCCCUGGGCCGGGUUUUAUUUCCCAUUUACCCCCUUUUCGCGCGAUUUGUUGUGAACUCAAAAACGGGUAUA